Molecule: messenger RNA, 2628 nt
Organism: Paramisgurnus dabryanus
Lineage: Eukaryota; Metazoa; Chordata; Actinopteri; Cypriniformes; Cobitidae
Source: RefSeq, a predicted model, not a curated record
GUCAGUCUGUCCACACAGAUGCAGCAGCAGCACAUCACUAAAGAAACACAGAAGAUGAUGAAGAUGAUGAUGUUCAGUGAUGUAUGUGAGGAGUAGAUUUCAUGACAGUUUGAUUGACAUUCUGCAGUUUUCCAGACUCAUCGGUACAGAUUCUGAGUGAAAAGUCACAUGGCAUAUACAGCUCAUCUGAUUGGCUGAACAUCUGCGGUCACAGUGAGGAUCUAUGAGGAGAUGAAGCACACGGUUCAUGAACUCACUGACCAGAUUCAAACAUCAUGAAUCUGAUGGUGAUGGGUGAAGCCGGAAUAUUCCUGACCAACAGCUCUCCGGGAAUGCGGGCCUUUCCCGUUACUGCAUUUGUACCGCAUAACGUCCGGAUGGAGACCGACGGUUGGCCGGCCACCGAUUCUCUCCUCGCGCAGGGAGCCAAUUUGACCGUCAGCCAUAACGCAACUCUCCCACCCACCGUGACAUACGACCCACUCGGCGGCCGAACCAUCUGGCAGGUGGUGAUAAUCGUGUUCUUGUGUGGGUCGCUGUCUUUGGUCACCAUCAUCGGAAACAUACUCGUCCUGCUGUCGUUUAAAGUGAACAAACAGUUAAAGACGGUCAGUAACUACUAUCUGCUCAGUUUGGCGUUUGCUGACCUCAUUAUUGGGGUUCUGUCCAUGAACCUCUACACCACAUACAUCAUCAUGGACACAUGGGCUCUGGGGAACUGGGCCUGCGACCUGUGGUUGGCCGUCGAUUACGUGGCCAGUAACGCUUCUGUCAUGAACUUGUUGGUCAUCAGUUUCGACAGGUACUUUUCCGUCACGCGUCCGCUCACCUACAGAGCCAAACGGACCACGAAACGAGCAAUGAUGAUGAUCGGACUGGCCUGGUCCAUCUCCUUCGUUCUGUGGGCUCCCGCCAUUCUGUUUUGGCAGUACUUUGUCGGGAAGCGAACGGUCCCGGCCGGUGAAUGUUACAUACAGUUCCUCUUCGAGCCGAUCAUCACCUUCUGUACUGCCAUCGCAGCUUUUUAUUUGCCUGUCACCAUCAUGACCGUCCUGUACUGGCGCAUCUAUAAAGAGACGGAGAACCGUUCGAAAGAGCUCGCCGGACUGAAGGGUUCAGGAAACCAAGGGAAUUACGGAGGUCACGAAGAAUCCAAAGCAGCUGUGUUGCCUCAGACGGGUGGCGUGCACGGCCGCGAGCACAACCUGUCCAGACAGAGGAACUCUGGGAAGACGAAACCAGGAUGCUUCCGGUUCUGGCCGCCGUGCCGCAGAGGAGGACGGAGAUGCGACGGAGACGUGGACUGCAGUAGAAGCGACAGCUGGAAUAACAACGAGAUGACGAUUUCCAUCGAACAGUCGGACGAAGAUGAUGAAGAGGAUGGAGAAGAACAAAAACCCAUCUUCUCCACUGUUCUGAGCGUGCCCCCCAUCGCAGGGGGCGGAGAAUCUGAGCAGCUUCACCACCAGCGAUCCCCAGACACCGAAGUGAGAUCAUUCAGAAAGGGAUUUUCUGACCAUUUCACCCUGGACUCAAAAGAUCAACCCAACACGUCCAUCAAAGACACCCAACAUAAGACACAAGUCAACAAACGCAAGAAGAUCUCUCUGGUGAAGGAGAAGAAAGCGGCUCAAACGUUAAGCGCCAUUCUGCUGGCCUUCAUCAUCACGUGGACGCCGUAUAACAUCAUGGUCCUGGUGAACACGUUCUGUACCGACUGCAUCCCGCAGGCUCUGUGGGCUCUGGGUUAUUGGCUGUGUUAUGUCAACAGCACAGUAAAUCCCAUGUGUUACGCUCUGUGUAACAAAACUUUCCGCAGCACCUUUAAAUCCAUCCUGCUGUGCGAGUGGGAACAGAAGAACCACAACCAGAAGCUCCAGCAGAGAGAAGCAGCAGUGGCCUACAGAAAGAAAACUGAAGUCUAGACGCUUUUCGUCUUCUCACCUGACAGGAAUGACGUUGUACAUACAGUACAGUAUUGUUAAAGGUUUUAUUGAGUCCAGUCCAACACAUAAUCCUGUAAAUACAAAUAAAACACAAUAAAUAUCAGCAUCUGAUCAAUUUUCUUGAGGAGUUCUGUAACUAAAACGUUGUCUCAUUUUUACUCCUUUAGUCCAUAAUUGUCCUGUGAAAUAAAGACUGUCGGGUAGUUUUACUGUUUAAAAUUGUCUAUGGGAACUGUGGUUUGGUUUGUUGUAAUAUUAUUAUUGUGUCUUCAGCUCUUACUCUGGUUGAAAGGUUUUGUAAGACCUCACGUGAAAUGUGAACACACACUCCCAUCUAGUGGUUAAAAUAAAAAUAUUGAUCCUGAAGAUUGACAGAAAAGAAUAAAAUCAUCACUGAUCUUCAGCUUGUGUUUAUGCAAGGGUUUUAUAUUUUGCUCUGUUUAAAUUAAUACACAUUUGUUUUUACUCAUCUAAUUGUUAAGUUUUAUAUUGUUUACUGUAGUACUGGGAGUAAUACAUUUUGUCUCUUAUAUAUAUAUAUAAUUAUAUACAUAGCGGUUGUACAUUUUUUGAGUUAUUUCUAUACAGAAAUGUUUGAUGAAUAAAAUAAGCUGUGGUUGUGUUGUUUUAUUGUAAGUGUGGUACUAAUACAUAAAUACACUCAGAUUUGAAGUAAUUUUAU